This is a messenger RNA of Caenorhabditis sp. 36 PRJEB53466, 3537 nucleotides long. The record is from the annotation of a GenBank genome assembly. Lineage: Eukaryota; Metazoa; Nematoda; Chromadorea; Rhabditida; Rhabditidae.
AUGCCAGACGACGAACCAAGACGGUCAAUGGUUGGAGCGCCACCGUCCACUAGAAGAGGACGUAAGUUGAACUACAAACCGAACGGUUAUUUAGAAAUAAGAAAUGAAUAUAGUUGUUGUUUCAUACUGAUUUAUAUACCUUUAGAAAACUAUCUGUAAUCAAAAAGUAUGAAUUACAUUUUACGGUUUUCUAAAAUCUGUUUUUGCUUCAGGCGGAGGGGCAACUCCUGCGUCGGCCACGCCUGUCACUCCGAGAACAUCUGCUCGCGCCUCGAAGCGAGUCAAGAAAGAAGAGCCGGAAGAAGAGGAAUACAAGGACGAUAACAGCGAUGCUGAGAAAAGCGAAGAGGAAGAGUCGGAAGAUUCUGGAGACGACGUCACUCCAUCCCGGAAGAAUGGCGGAGGUGCCGGUGGUGGUCGGAAGAGAAAGCGGGCUCCAUUGACUGAUUAUCAUUUGAAGAAGAAGAAGAUUCUGGCACGGAAGGCACAGAGAGAAGCCGAGCGAGAGAGGGAAAAAGAACUGGGAGUAGAGGAGGAGGAGGUGGAAAAGGAACCGACUCCACCGCCCGCACGGAAGCCACCAUCCUUCUCAAACUUUUCGCCGAUUCAGCUGAUGCAGGAUCAUAUUCUUCGGAAACUCAUCGACAAGGAUCCAGAACAAUAUUUCGCAUAUCCGGUAACUCCUGCGAUGGCCCCAGACUACAAGGACAUUAUAAAGGAGCCGAUGGACCUGCAAACUGUCCGGUAGGCCUAAAGAACUCAAACUUGCACAAGAUUCAUUGUGUUUCAGGGAAAAGAUUGAAGAUAAUAAGUACCCAUCACUGCCGGCGAUGAAGCAGGAUUGCCAGCUGAUUGUGGCCAACGCCCUGUUGUACAAUCAACCGAACACAGUUUUCUAUCUUGCUGCCAAUCGACUUUCCCAUCUCAUCAAUUACUAUUUCGGAGAGCAAUACCUUCGUUUCCUCUUCCACAACCUUCCAUUUGCCAACCAAAUUCCGUUCGAACUCGUUGGGAUCACUCCACUGGCUCCACUUCCGCACGAACGUCACGGUCACGUCAACAGCCGCAAAAAUCUUGUAAAAGAUGAUAUGACCUCGGACGACUGCUUAAAAAAUGCGGAUGCCAAAGUACGGGACAGACUUUCGGCUCGACUCCCUAAUACCAAUGACAACAGAAAGAAAGGAAAGCUAGGAUUUUUGUCAGAAAGAAACGGAACUGUCGUAUUGAACGUGGUCGCUGGCUAUUCGGAAGACAAAAUCACGGAGAACGACCCUCCGAGAAGAGUGACGAUCGGAGACAUAGUUGGGCCGUUGGAAGAAGGAACUACUGGCAUGAUUCAGAUGGCCGACCAUCGGUUGUACUCCCAAGCACCGAUGAACUAUCUGAACUACGGACCGUACUCUUCGUUCGCCCCGAUGUACGACUCCACCUGGUCAACUAUGACGAAAGAGGACACUGACCUUUUCCUUCGAACUUAUGGAGAUAAAUCGAAUGCCACAGACGUCAUUACGAUGCGUCGCUUUGUAUCCGGAUGCGAGGAUUUCUCAGAGGUAACCACGAAAUGGUAAAGUCACACUAUGAUGAAUAUUUCAGAUGGUCGAAAAGUUCCUGGAUACAAUGACAGAUGGGGAACACUCGAGAGCUAUGAAGGAACUGGAAAAGAACAACAGCGGAGAAGCGAAUGACGAGAAGCCGGAACCUGAUGAGCUGAAGGUGAGUGUGCUUGCCAAUCACGAAUGGCAUCAGGUGUUGUAUCAUUAUUACUAUUCUUAUGAUUUAUGUGAUAUGAUCAGUUCCUAGCCUUUACCCUCUUUCAACUAACUCUUCUUUUCGUCCGCAUUCGAGAUAGGCGUUCCAGAAUGACUCUCUUCUUUCUCUGCUUGAUGAUGUGACCUCCAUCAACAAUCUUGGCAUCGAAACUGGGUUCCUGCAUGACUACCGUCAACAAGUGCUUGUCCACAAAGUGGUUGGUUUUUGUGUUCAUUCGAAAUUAGUUGCUGGUUCAUUUUAUGUGUCAAUUUCAUAAUCUUUCAGCCGUCUGAAAAUGUACCAGAGUACAUGGUCGGAAUGGAGCAUAUGGAUGUUCAGGUAAAUAAGGCAACUUGCGAUCGGAAACUUGAUCUAAUCUUUUUCAGCAACAACUUGAUCAUAUCGGGCAAGAAAUAAAGGACCUUGCGCAUCUCCAAGAGACUCGCCUUUGUCAGCCACCGCCAACGAUGCUCAUGACCGUCCAAGAACCGGGACCGGUUGAGCAGAAGCUCGCCGAGAGUGUCCAACAGCACCUGGCCCACCAGCUCGCUACGCACACUGCUCCAGAAGCGUUCGUCAACGAUACGGUGAUCCACGACGCAAUGGGGGUCGACGUGGACGACGAUCUGUUCAGCGAGUUCUUCGUCACUCAGUAAACGGAAGACAUGUUUAAAAGCAUGAUAAUCGACAAUCAACUUCAUAAUGGUCUCCCCUCCUGUCCAUCAAAACUUUUAAUAUUAAUUUGAGACAUAUUUGUAAUGUUCAGUUCUCAUUUUCAUUACUUUGGUAUUCAAACAAUAAAUACAUUUAACACACGCUCUCGUUUCAUACUUGUUCUUCCUUCGCGAUGGAAUGGCGAGAUUGCAUCAAACAGGAUCCGCACCGUUUCUGUGUCUCCGUCUCGUUUCUCACCGAGAUCGGACGACGUCGUCGGAUACUCAAGGCACUUCUGCGUCUCUCUUCUUUCCGAUUCUAUGUGGAACUUAUUGAUUGCCCUGUGGUAAGUUGGAUAAUCGGGGGAAUCCCUCGGAUGAUCGUCCACUUCCAGCGGCCUCUUCUUACUCGCCAACUGCUGCUCUCCAGAUGUCAAAUUCGAGAAAGACCAUCACAGAAGGUGGGCGGAGUCACUGGCUCAUUUCCAGAUUGAUCCGUUGAUUGCAGAAAAGAGUUGGAGGACAAAUUCGUCAGUAAUUUAGCAGAACUCAAAAACCACGAAGAAAUUCUGCUGAAAGCAGUCGAAGCGAUGAAAAAUGCGAAUGAAAAGAAGGAAGAGGGAGAAAUAGACUAUAUGAAGAGGAUUGCCGAGAUCGAGAAGGAACUGAAGGCGACAAAAGAGGAUCACGCGAGACUACUGUAAGAACGAGAAAAGACUCCAGGAAGAACUGAGAAUGUAUUCAGAGAGAAACACGAUAACUACAUGCGAGGCUUCGAACGGCCGAGAACGUGGUCGGAAACGAUCAGCAAGUACACCGGCGACGCGUUCGGACGUCUUCUGUUCAACGGCCUCUGGGGAGCCAUCGUCGUCCUUCUUCCCCUCCUGAUUCGCCCGUUCCAGAGGAGAUGGCUGACGGCGUUGCGAGGCGGAGACGGUCCGACAAUUGAAGAGGUUUCUGGUACGUGCAUGGCUUGAGAAUGGCUUCCGAAGAGUUUAGAAUGGGAGGGAAAGGGACGAAUAGACUUAGAUAUAUUGCAGAGAAUGAUGAGGAUGGCGUGAGGAUUUCGAACCAAGAAGUGAAGCAGAUCCUGGACGCGGAGAGAAAGAGGAAGAAAGCAUUGAAAGCAGAGUAG